Dujonia railenensis is the source of this 498-nucleotide messenger RNA. The record is from the annotation of a GenBank genome assembly. Lineage: Eukaryota; Fungi; Ascomycota; Pichiomycetes; Serinales; Debaryomycetaceae.
AUGUUUAGAAGGGGGUAUCCAGUAUAUAAAGCAGUCUCCAAUUCUCUUGUAAGAAAGCAUAUCAGUGGUGUAAGAGUAUAUUCAACAAUGAGCAAAACAGAAGAAGAAUGGAGAGCAAUUCUCUCCCCAGCGCAAUUCAAAAUCCUAAGACAACAAGGUACUGAAGCCCCAUAUUCAGGAGAAUAUACUAAGACUCCUGCUUCUGAAAAGGGUGUUUACCUGUGUGCCGGGUGUCUGCAGCCAUUGUACAAGGCACUGACUAAAUUUAGCGCUCAUUGUGGAUGGCCAGCCUUUUACCUGGCCAUUCCUGGGUCAAUUCGUGUCUUGCGAGAUGAGUCCCACGGUAUGGUUAGAGAAGAAAUGAGAUGCUCCAAAUGUGAUGGACAUUUGGGUCACAUUUUCAAAGGAGAGGGUUAUAAGACUCCAACAGAUGAAAGACAUUGUGUUAACAGCAUUAGUUUGAAAUUAGAUGAAAAGGCAGAGCAAGGAAGUUUGUAG